Molecule: messenger RNA, 804 nt
Organism: Dujonia railenensis
Lineage: Eukaryota; Fungi; Ascomycota; Pichiomycetes; Serinales; Debaryomycetaceae
Source: the annotation of a GenBank genome assembly
AUGUCUGAGACGGAUGAAAGCUUAUCUGACGUUAGUCUAGAUGAAGAAGAUGAAGAAUUGAUCUGGAGAGUAUUUUAUGGAGAUUAUGAAAGUAAGAUAAAUUCAAACAAUAACUCUGGUUACCCCUCUGAUUAUGAAUCUGAGGAAUAUAGUAGUAGUCGAGCUCUGGCACUGGCGGAGCCUGAGAGUUCCGGCUUAAAGCGCAAAAGAGAAGCUGAUGAUGAUGAUGAACUAAACCUCUCCGAUAUAGAUGACCCAGAACUUAUAGCCAAAUAUGAAAGUCUCAAGUCACUCCAAGACUUGCCAGUAUCUGAACUUCCGGUAUUAAAUGAAGAGGAAAAGAAGCGUUUAAUAAUUUCAUCGUUUACUGAUGAACAGAUGGAUAAAUUUGAAUCGUAUCGUAGAAUGACUGUAAAUAAGCCUGGGGUUAAAAAGGUUUGCAAUGGAGUAUUGGGUCACCUGAUAGCGCAGAAUAUAGCAGUGGUACUUGCUGGGUUAUCCAAGCUGUUUUUGGGUGAAAUCAUAACCAGAGCCAUGGAAAUUCAACAACGUAACUAUAGGGCCAAGUUGAUUGUAGAUGUAGAAAAUAAGAAGAAACAGAAGAGAGAAAUAUUGAAGAGCUUGGAAAGUGGCAAGGAUGUUGAAGUAGAGGACGUGAAAUUAGAAUAUUUGGGAGAUAAACAGCAUUCAUUGCAACCUGAACAUAUCAGAGAGGCAUGGAGAUUAUAUAACUUGGAAAGCAGUAGCGCAUUGAAUGCUAGUUGGAGACAGCAGGGAGACUCCAGUGGUAAAAUGUUCAGGUAA